GGAUUGCACCAAUGUUGUUGAUGCUACCAAUGGUGAUCUAUUAUACGCACCAUGAUUUUCUCGACUGUUCACGGUACGUCCACACCAACUCGUGUAUAACUAACUUUUUACAGAAACUACAGUUAUUUUGAAUUGUUUCAUUUCCACUUUUAUUCCGUUUCUUGAUAACUUCUGAAUUACUUUGAAAGAUGUUACCAAAUGCAUGUACUUAGUUUUGACGUUUCAAUUGCCAGGUGCCUUCUUCUUUUUGACCGACCAAAAGCCCGCAUGUAUGAUAAGGUAAGUUAGUUACAUCUCAAACAUAGAUUGUUUGUUUCUAAACCACGUCAAAUCAUCUGAUGAAAAAAUUUUGAGCGAAGCCCAAGGCACUUGAAUCAGUCUUUUGCGUAACCGUUUUUAGCCAAAACGUCCCAUGGCAAAAGAACGAGGGGAGCAGGGGAGGAUCUAGCCUCAUCUACAAGGAGGGUGCAGGUUUUCCAUGGGGUGGUGCAUGAGGGAGCCUUACUACCCACUCUCCUCUGCAGUCUGCAACGCUACUAUCCCAAUAUUACCAUUAUUCGAAUCUGCAUGUUCGCCGUUCUGUUAUACAUUUUACAUUUAUUGUCUUUUGUUUAUAAAGUUUAUAUUGGCUUUUUAUCACAUAUGCGUCAUGACUGGACAGUUGCUGUAGCACAGUACAAUAAAUUUGCUUUAUUUGAAAGUAUAUUUGAAAAUAUGGCUGUAUAAGGCUCUACAGUAUAUUUGAAAAUAUGGCUGUAUAACAACCUCGACAUGUUUACAUACUUAACCAUGAUAUUUAAAUAAAACGUUCGGAGUAUUUUCUUGUGAUCUUACAAAUGAAUUACCGUUUGAAGAAAUCGACACGCACUAAUAGUAGAAGUUCCCCUAAUCGCUAUUCGAAAAGCAGAAAAUGUAUAGUCAAGCAGUUUUUAGGGUGGUGUUGGACUUCUCUGGGGGGAGGAGGGGGGCUAGAAACCACAAGGUUGGAUGCGCACCCGCACGGUAGAUCCGCUGCUGGUGGGGAGAUGUUUAUGCAGAUCUUAAAAACAGCUGCGCAGGAUACUAUUAUUUUGGUGAUUUUUUAUCCAGAAGUCAAAAUGGCGAGUGUUUUUAUUCUUAACCAAUUUAAGUGCACGAAAUACUUUCGCGACGACUUUAACGCUUGUCUUGGAGGACGUACGCGCACUGUUUCAUUUCCAGUUGAAAAAUUUUCUCUGGCAAUUCAGACCCAACCCAAGCCAACUCAUGAGUUCGUCAUAGUGUUUUUUUUUGUCACUUUACCGUUGAAAGUUAUCUCUGGCAAAACUCAAUGUUCUCACAAUUUCAGCGGGGAUUUGAAGUGACAGAUACAAAUAAUUACGCAUGGAGAAACUAUGGUUCAAUUGUAUUGGUUAUUACUCUCGGUGUAUCUAUUGUUUUGUUGUUGGUAAGUAACAUGUACUAAUAUAUUCAACAGGGGUGGGAAAAGUAUUGGACCACGUGACCAUAGGUCCCAUAAAAUGUUUUGAGUUCCCAAAAAAAUAUUGUAAUAAUUGUAAUAGAGAUGAUUGUAAUAAUUUUAACCAGUACAAAGAAUGUUACCGCAUGACUGUCGGUAUGACCUCGGAAAUGCAAUUAUAAGUGCAUUCGUCUUAAUGGUGCGAUAGAUAAAUGUAUUGAUUAUAGAAUGAUGUAACAAUGUUGUAUGGCAAAUGCAUUUUUAGCCAAUCUGGGACACCAUCAAAAUUUUCUGGGGGACCAUGGAUCCUCUUAUAAUAGUGCCCCUUGCAGUAGUGUCCUGUUUUGGUAUCUGUAUUUAACUUAGCGUCAGACCCUUGAUGCAUGUUCUCUAAAUUAGUUAAAUAUAUUCCUGUAAGCAUUAUUAAGGCUCUCAGUGUACUGAAAAUAUUUUUAUAUUAAAUAUAACAUGGCAUCCAGUUUGACAACUUGUUGGUAAUAAUGGUAAUGGUAUAUAUACAUUUUUCCGAUCCUCUAGGUGUUGUAUUUUAUGGCAAUGAAAAAGUUCACAAAUCUUAUCAAACGGUCAGGUCUCCUGUCCAUUCAACAACGAGAAUUGAUCGAAAGCAACAAGAAAAGAGUUAUGUUGUAUAUUCUCGUAUUUUUCAUUUGUUGGUUGCCAGGUAGAGGAUUUAUCUAUUAAUUCUCGUGAGUUGCAAUGUAUGCGGUUAGGAUCAUUUUGGUAUUUUAAUUUAAAGUUGUUUUUAUUGUUUCUUUAUAAGCAUUCGUUGUGGCGUUCGUUGACUUGUUCACAGAAGAUCGAGGCUAUAGUUUCAAGAAAAUGUUUGUUGUCUUUUUAAUUGAGGUAUAGUGGUUCUGUAUUUAUCUUUGUGAAAUUCAUUAAUGAUUCAUGAGAAAACACAAACGAAAUCAUGUGAAGGAGUUUGUAUAUCUGAUACAGAAUCAUGCUGAUUUACAUAAACUUUAAGUUCAAUUUUCUCACCAAAUAUCGUUCAAUUAUUUUAAAUUGCGAAUUAUUUUAAAUUACGAAUGUUCUCAUCUCAAACUCAUUAAUAAUCCGUGAGUAAAUUAGCCAACCAUAUUGCUUUAUUUUGUUGACGUGAUCAAAUUCUAGGAUCACGUCCUAGGACUGGAUCACAAUUAAUUCGGUCCUUGGACUGGGUCAAAAUUAAUUAAGUAGUGAUUUAUUCGUAUGAGAUGUCUUUUCAAAUCCUCCAAUUCGGACUGGACUAGAUUUCAAGUCCUCGCAUUUCGAUCCAUGAAUGAUCCUUGAAAUCUCGUCCAGUCCUCGUAGUCGGAUUUGAAUAUUAUAUCAAGACGUUUCAUAAGCCAUUUCGGCUUGAAUUAUAUUCGUCCGUAUUGUGUCGGAUAUACAAACUCUCGCCUUCUGUUCGAGUUUGUAUAUCCGAUAUAACACGGCCGGCUCAUGUUGUAGAUAGUACUUUGCGUAAAUAUUGCACUAUACGAUGCAUUUAGCCUCCUCCGCAGGCAUCGCCUUUACAUUGGCGGGCAGAGAUGCCUGCGGAGAAGGCUACGAUGCAUUAUACAUCGGCUGUAUUUCCAUUGGCUUUGCGUUACGCCACUGUCCAGUGGACUGAUUUUACUUAAGCUAAAGAUAGCAUGAGCAUAGGGUCACGAACAAUAACAUACUUGGCAGGUUUGGUCAAUUUUGCGCUGACGUGCGAAUGAAAGCACGUGACGUCACGCUUACCAAAAAAUGUUAAUCGAAAAUUGACCAAACCUGCCAUGUAAUAACGUCACUGUAACUUUGGUCCACAGUUUUUACGUUAGUAUAUUGGAUUGGGGAUUAAGGUUAGAAGGAUAGGAAGGGAUGGGAUUAGGGUUAGACGGCAGGCCUUAAAAUAUCGGUCGGUCACGGACAUUGUCCGACCCAUUCGUGAAAUUGUCCGACGUAGAAAGGAAACCACCGGACAUUCUGUCCGACCAAGGUGAAACUGAGGUUUAUUGUUUGUCCGACCCGAGUGUAUUGGUGUCCGACCGAACUGUAGCUUUGUCCGACGUAAAUCAAAAUGUACCAUAGCCCAGGACUAGAGGCUUGUAUGUUAAAUGAAAAAUCAGAGUACUAUUGUAUAAAAGGUGAACUGGAAAUGUUGUUUUAAUUAACGUAGUCGAGCGCGGGGCGGCGAGCGAAAUGGUGAAGUGGAAGACGGGCUUACUUUGUCGAAGUCUUUUUUUAAUACUGCUGUUCUGGAAAGCAAGUUAAUUUUGGCUUGGAAAUAAGUACGAAAGGAACAAAUUAUUUAAUAUCUUUACAACAUUUACCAUUUAUUCAUUUGUGUCAUUCAGACUUAUUUCCGAGUCAAAACUGAACUGAAGGUCAUCGGACAUAUGUCCGACCCAAAUUCAACGUCACCGGACAUUUUGUCAGACGGCCCUGUAAAAGAUAUUUUAAGGCCUGCUAAGUUAGACGAGGAUUGGUGUUGGGAAUAUUGUUGCAAGUAGUGAUUGACCGAUUGUGCCACAAUUGGAGAUUACCGAUCACCGAUUAUUCAUGUAACAAUCUACCCGAUACCGAUUUUGUAACAACGAUGUCACAAUAUCAGUCGACCGAGUAAAGGUGACGUCAUUCAUUUCGAUUUUUAACUAUAAUUUCCGACGUAACAUGUUACUGCAACCAAAGUUCGUUAAAACCGUUCAUAAAUGGCACGUUUCGCGCACUAAUUUCGUCACGGUUACAUAUUGCAUUAAAACGCAACGUAUGAACGUGCAAUGUACAUAAUUUUUAAAGUACGUAUUUUCUCAACAAUCGGUUUUACCCAAUUAGAAAUACAGAUAAUUCUACCGAUUCCGAUUGUGUACCUGAUAAUCAAGGCAAAAAUCGGGCAGAUACCGCUUAUCAGUCAAUCACUAGCAGGCCUUAAAAUAUGCACAUGUAUAUGUACGUCGGUCCUGGCAUUCUGCCCGACCUAAGUGACACCGAGGUUUAUUGUUUGUCCGAUCCCAGUGAACUGGUGUUCGACCUAACUGUAACUUUUUCCAACGUAAAUCAAAAUGCACCCUAGUCCAACAGGCCUUAAAAUAUCUUUUCCAGGGCCGUCUGACAAAAUGUCCGGUAACGUCGAGUUUGGGUCGGACAUAUGUCCGAUGACCUUCAGUUCAGUUUUGACUCGGAAAUAAGUCUGAAUGACACAAAUGAAUAAACGGUAAAUGUUGUAAAGAUAUUAAAUAAUUUGUUUCUUUCAUACUUAUUUCCAAGCCAAAAUUAACUUGCUUUCCAGAACAGCAGUAUUAAAAAAGACUUCGACAACUUAAGCCCGUUUUCCACAUCACCAUUUCGCUCGCCGCCCCGCGCUCGACUACGUUAAAACAACAUUUCCAGUUGACCUUUCAUACAAUAGUAUUCUGAUUUUCCAUUUAACAUACAAGCCUCUAGUCCUGGGCUAGGGUACAUUUUGAUUUACGUCGGACAAAGCUACAGUUCGGUCGGACACCACUACACUCGGGUCGGACAAACAAUAAACCUCAGUUUCACUUUGGUCGGACAGAAUGUCCGGUGGUUUCCUUUCUACGUCGGACAAUUUCACGAAUGGGUCGGACAAUGUCCGUGACCGACCGAUAUUUUAAGGCCUGGUCCAAGACUAGAGGCUCGUAUCUUAAAUGGAGAAUUAGAGUAAUGUGUAAAAAGUGAACUGUAAAUGUGUAAUCAAGUGCGAGCUUUUUACCGUGGGGUUCGGAAAUUCAUUGCCAAGAUUCAAAUGACUUUUUCAAAUUGUGCUGCAUGAUAUGUUUUACUUGCACUUGAAUUUAACUGUCAUAUUUCGUCUCUAGGGUAUUUUCACUCCAAUGCAAGGCUUCUUCAACUCCUUGGUUUACGGUUGGACCAGAAAUUCAUUUCGUAGGAUUGGUGGGGAUAGAAUGUCAUGCAGAAGACCAUUGUUAUCUCCCGAUGGCUUCACCACUAGUAUGUAUGGGGCUAAUUCUGAGAGAGUUGGUUAAUCAAUUUUUGAUUGAAAAUUUGUAUAUAUCAAUUAAUGAGUAACAGAAAUGUUGCUAGAGUUAACUUGAAAUCUGCUGGGUGUCAAAUUGUCAAAUAUAUAAUUUUUCGGUUUAUGAAAAAUUAGUAUCUACUGUAUAAUUGAUUCGAUCAGUUAUAGGUCUUGUAGAUAGGAUACUUAAAAUUACAAUAUACAAUUAGUGCCGGAAAAUCCCAUGCUAUACUUUGGUGAGAAGACAUGAAUGUUGUGUCAAAUUUGUAAACACUACAAAAAAGUCCCGGUUAAAAGUUUCGUAGUUAAUUUAAAAUUAAUACUGUUCAGGGUAAUUUGAUGUUCCUGCAUGGUUACCAGUGGUGGGAAAAAUAGGCGAGCACUGUUCGCAGGAAAUGUUAGCUGCAGGAAAUUCGUUUGAAUGAAGAUUUACUAUUGAAAAUUUGAAGGAAACCUUAACACCCAUGUCCCACUAUGGGCGCAACAACAUAUGGUUGAUAGACAUUAUUCCUUGAAUUUAAAACUAUGGCCAGCUAGAAUAUUAUAUGUUUAUGCACGUGCAGAUUUAGCACAGAAAUAUUCCGUUGGUCUGCAGGAAAUUUUUGUCUCCAGGAUGUACUCCUAUAGGAAGAAACUAUUUUUCCUGUCCUGAUGGUUGCAUUUCGUGAGUAAUUUAACUACAUUCUUCUCUGGUUAAUCACAGUCCUGGCUAACAUAACCAGGAAUCGUGGUUAAAUUAGCCAGGACUAUACGAUCACGUUAACCAGGCACAUUAAGUUAUCCCAAACAGGGUUAAUUUUAGAUUAAUAGGAAUUUUUUUACCAAGGUGUCUUUACAGUGUAAACAUGUGAAAUUUCGAUCCUGCCCUCAGUAUAUGAAUUAAGAAUUGUCUGUAAUUCGAUCAGCUAUAUAGGUGUUAUAUACCUGUUGAUUAGUGAGAAAAUUUUAAGUCCUGUUUACACUUGCAAUUUUUGCAGUGAUUUCUAGAAGUGCGAAUUUCUUCUUCCGAUGCUAAUGAACGAGAAGAUGAGUUAUAAAUGAACCAGCUUUUGUAGUGUCGUGCAUGGUCACCACGCUUCACUCGUGAUCACCAAGCUGGGAGACCCGGAUUCAUGCAAUCCUUGGCCGGACCUCUACUCAAGAUCUUGAGGAGAGAGUGCUAUACCAUUGACAUCAGUAACUGGUUAGACUUUCGCGUCUUUUCGGAUAAGGACGUUAAAUCGUAGGCACAAAUGUUGGGAAAUCUGCUCACUGUUCUAUGUACCCUCGUCUGAACAUCUAACUCAUCUAUUGGUCCACACCCAUCAGACGAAAAUCCUAGCAAAGUUGCAAGUUAAUAAACGGGCUUGAACAUGUACGAAUGCUUUGACGUGUUGGUUAAAAUAUGUUGUGUGAAGUUGUGCAUGUGUAUUGGUCAUCGGAAACUGUAUAGGGUGUAUAAAAAAUACGAGCUUUAGAAAUCAAGCUAUUGUCGUUAAGCACAAGAUUUUAUGCUCCUGGGAAU
Paramuricea clavata is the source of this 6909-nucleotide messenger RNA. NCBI's taxonomy places the organism in Eukaryota, Metazoa, Cnidaria, Anthozoa, Malacalcyonacea, Plexauridae. The record is from the annotation of a GenBank genome assembly.